Dendronephthya gigantea is the source of this 4065-nucleotide messenger RNA. RefSeq lists its product as uncharacterized. Gene Ontology annotation, biological process: heme biosynthetic process; DNA integration. Lineage: Eukaryota; Metazoa; Cnidaria; Anthozoa; Malacalcyonacea; Nephtheidae. The record is from RefSeq and is a predicted model, not a curated record. The transcript has a single exon. The coding region runs from base 1 to 4065 and encodes 1354 amino acids. Gene Ontology annotation, molecular function: protoporphyrin ferrochelatase activity; nucleic acid binding; zinc ion binding.
AUGGACGAAGAAGGGCAAGCUGCCCAGCCAAAUGUUGGUUUUAAUCUGUCGUUCAUGGGACAUAUAGAAGAAUAUUCGUCGAAUAAUGACUGGAAGCAAUACGUCGAACGGCUUGAAAUAUUUUUCGAAGUGAACAAUGUACCUACGGAGAAACAAGCAUCGAGCAUACUUACCUUAAUGGGUAGUAAGAUGUAUGCUUUGCUCAGAUCUAUUACAGCACCGAGAAGACCGAAAGAACUAACGUAUCAAGAAAUUGUAGAGACGUUGACUCAACAUUUGGAGCCAAAACCGAUCGUUAUUGCCGAGCGAUACAAGUUCCACAAGGCUGAACAAGAACAGUCUGAAUCGAUAAGGGAUUAUCUCGCUAAAUUACAGAGACUAGCUGAAACUUGUGAAUUUGGUGGCUAUCGAGACGAAGCGAUUCGAGACCGAUUUGUGUGUGGAUUACGAAACCGGGUGAUUCAACGCAAGCUACUAGGUGAAGCGGAAUUGACUUUAAAGUUAGCCGUGGAAAAAGCUUGCGCAGCGGAACUAACGGACAGAGAAACUUCAGCCUUGCAUGGAGAAUCGUUGCACCGACUAGAGACCGUAUUACCCGAGUGUUUUCGUUGUGGCAAGAAGAAUCACGUUCCGGACAAGUGCUUCUUUCGAAAGUCGAAAUGUCAUGGUUGUCAAAAUUAUGGACAUAUAAUUAAGAAAUGUCCCGAGAGAUCUGGCAACAAUAACUGGAAGAAAACAAGAUCUGGAAAGUCGAAAGGGAAGGAUGAAAAGAGGAAAAAAAAGAAACCGAGCGGAAUCCAUAACGUAAAGACAGAUAGCGACGUUGAAAGUGACCGGGAAAGCCAAGAAGAGGUUAUGGAUACAACAUGGCCGGUGUUUAUGUUGACUGAUUCGGGGAGAAAACAUACAGAGCUGAAAGUACUCGUAUCGAUUGAAGGAAAACCAGUAACGAUGGAAGUGGAUACGGGAGCUGCGGUGUCAAUUAUGCCAGAAAGCGUCUGGAGGAAAUUGUCGUCAACAAAACCAGUACGAAAGUCCAACGUUAAAUUGCGAAGUUAUUCCGGACACGAAAUUCCGGUGUUGGGUGAAAUUGAUGUGGGCGUGGUGUAUGGGAACCAAAAGGCUCAUCUACCUGUUAUAGUGACUAAUAAUGAAGGCCCUGUUCUAUUAGGUCGCAACUGGUUGUCGGUGUUAAAGCUGAAUUGGAGUCAAAUAAAGAAAGUUUCAAUUAAGCGGGUCAACAAUGUGGAGCAACUAACUAGUCAGUAUUCCUCGUUAUUUGAUGAUUCGUUGGGUACGGUCAAAGGAGUGAAGGCACAUUUGAAGAUGAAGCCAAACGCGACGCCCAAAUUUUUCAAACCCAGACCUGUUCCAUUUGCUCUGAAAGACAAAAUCGGCGAGGAACUAAACCGGUUGGAGGAACUCGGGGUGUUGGAAAAGGUCGAGUUCUCCGAGUGGGCAACUCCAAUCGUGCCUGUAUUGAAACCAGAUGGAAGUGUACGGAUAUGUGGGGAUUAUAAAGUCAGCAUUAAUCCAUGUCUUGAUGUGCAAGAAUAUCCAAUGCCUACUGCUGAGGAAUUAUUUACAAAACUAAACGGGGGCGAGAAAUUCUCGAAGAUUGAUCUAUCAUCUGCGUAUCAACAAGUUCUUUUGGAUGACGAGUCAAAGCCAUAUGUUACGAUUAACACUCAUUUGGGGCUAUAUCGGUACACGAGAUUGCCUUUUGGAGUAGCCUCAAGCCCAGCCAUUUUCCAAAAGACUAUGGACGUGGUGUUGAAUGGUCUACAAGGAGUUGGAGGUAUUCUUGAUGAUUUGAUCAUUACGGGCAAGAAUGAUGAGGAACAUUUGCGAAAUCUCGACAGCACUCUUAAUCGUCUUCAGAGUAUGGGAAUUCAGCUGAAGAAAUCGAAGUGUGUGUUCCUGCAACCCUCAGUGGAGUAUUUUGCAUUUGUGGUGGAUCGACAAGGAAUCCAUCCUUCGCCUCGUAAAGUUCAAGCCAUUCGGGAAGUUCCAAUUCCAGAAAAUCCAACAGAUUUAAAGUCAUUCUUAGGUUUAGUGAACUAUUAUCGCAAGUUCAUUCCGGAUAUGGCAACUUUGGUAAAUCCUCUUAAUCGGUUGCUAUCCCAAGAUGUUCCUUGGAACUGGUCCGACGACUGUCAGAAGGCAUUUGAAACUUUAAAGUCAGCUUUGGAGAAGUCACCAUUGUUAACGCAUUACGACCCCAAGAAAUCCGUGAGACUAGCUGCUGAUGCAUCGUCCUGUGGAAUAGGAGCUGUACUAUCGCAUGUAUCUGAUGAUGGAGAAGAACAACCAAUAGCUUAUGCGUCUCGAACACUCUCCGCUAGUGAACAAAAUUAUUCCAUGAUCGAAAAAGAGGCCUUGGCAAUAAUUUUUGGAUUGAAGAAGUUUCACCAGUACCUAUAUGGACGGCGUUUUUCGUUAAUAACUGAUCACAAGCCUCUCACGUUGAUUCUGGGACCUAAACGUGGUGUUCCUGUGUUAGCAGUAUCACGUCUGCAGAGAUGGGCGAUUCAACUUGGGGCGUAUCAAUAUGAUAUCGAAUAUCGAACUUCCAAGAAUAAUGCUAAUGCUGAUGCGUUGUCCCGGUUGCCGAGGAAAGUUGUGGAAGAGCCAGAUGGGUGGACUUCAGAAGCUGAAGAAGUAAAUCGAGUUCAACUGGAACGGGCACCGAUUUCGGUUUGUAUGAUCCGAGAAGCUACGCAAAAAGAUCCUGUUUUGUCUCGCGUGGUUUAUUUCUUGUUGCAUGGUUGGCCAGAGGAAGGUAGUUUGCAUGAGGAACUUCGAUUUUACUUCACCAAGCAAGACGAAUUUACUGUAGAAGAAGGCUGUCUUCUUAGAGGAACCAGAGUGGUGAUUCCAACUAGAUAUCAAGAGCAAGUGUUGAUGGAGUUACAUAUGAAUCAUCCAGGAAUGGUGCGAAUGAAAUCUUUGGCACGUUUACAUGUGUGGUGGUCAACAUUGGAUCAAGACAUUGAACAGACUGUCAGAGAUUGCACCAGUUGUCAAGCUAACCGUUGUAAGUCCCCCUUGAAAGUGAGUAAUCCUUGGAUUUGGCCAGUGCGUCCAUGGCAAAGAAUUCAUAUAGACUUUGCGGGUCCACUGGAUGGUGUGAUGUAUUUGGUGGUGGUAGAUGCCAAGUCUAAAUGGAUUGAAGUCCUAUCAAUGUCAUCAACUACCGCUGCUGCCACGGUUCGAGCGUUACGUUUCCUGUUUUCAGUUCAUGGUCUACCCGAAGAGAUCGUGUCAGAUAAUGGUCCUCAAUUUGUGGCGGAAGAAAUGAAAGAGUUCUUAAAGUUGAAUGGAAUUCGACAACGUCGUUUAUCAUCGCCGUAUCAUCCAGCUUCAAAUGGUGAGGCAGAAAGAGCAGUCAGAACGUUUAAAGACGCCAUGAAGAUUCGUAAGAAGGAAGAGGGAUCUGCUGGGGAGAAAUUGGCACGUUUUCUGUUGGGAUAUCGCACGACUCCACACACUGCUACGGGUUGCACGCCAGCUGAAAUCCUGAUGGGUCGAAGACUCCGAACCAGAUUGGACAUUUUGCAUCCUAGUUUGUCUGCUAAGAUGGAGCGAAAAUCCAAAGAUUUACCACAAACUCCACCGCGUAACUUGGAAAUUGGAGAUCCAGUAAUGGUGAAAGACUAUCGACCACGAAAGGAUCCAUGGAUAAAAGGAGUAGUUCAAAUGAAGUUAAGUCCAAUUACUUAUAGAGUUCAGGUUGGUGAUCUGUUUUGGAAACGACAUGUGGAUCAAUUACGAAGUCUCGCCGGAUCAACUGCAGCUGAUGUUAUGUCACCACCAACUGCUUUAUCUUCAACGCCGGAAGUCAGUGUGGCAAGUAAUGGCAACCCAGGACAAACCAUUGAGGCGAGUUCCACUACCACCUUAAUCCCGAAAACAGACUCACUAUCUCCAGUUCCACUACCAACAUCAACGAAUACAGAAGAACCUAUUACUGGUAUUAUAAACGGUGGGGAAAAACUUUCAAGUACUCGCAGGUAUCCAAUUCGUAUUCGCACGAAUCCAAAACGUUUAAUCGAAGAAGUAUAA